AGAGAGAGAGAGAGAUGUGAAGGGUAAGAACAACGACCGAGGACGACAACGAUACGAAAUCGAUUCCGACUCCCAUUUCCGCCAUGCAAUACUUCAAUCCUGACCGUUCAAACAUCUCCCAAAACUCAUCCCACCGUUCCCGUUCCCUUUUCAUCUAUUCUCAUCCUCCCCCUCAUUUGCCAUCACCACAACCACAACCACAACCAUCUUCACCACCACCGCCACAACAACAACAACAACAGCCACAACCGCAAUCAUCUCCCACACCAAUGUCUUCACCCACAUCGAAACCGAACACCAAAGUCCUUUCAUUCCUUCUCAAAGCAAUCAUCAUGGCCCUCUUCAUAUCCCUUUUCUUCAUCUUCGUCGGCAUCGCCGCCCUCCUCCUCCUCCACCUCUGCGUCGCCGGCCGCGCUCUUCGCCGCCACCGCCGCCUGCGCCGAAGCACCCUCCCGCCCGAUUCGCCAUCUGGGUUGUCGCCGAAGGACCUCCAGAAGCUCCCUUGUUUCAAUUACAGCGGCGGCGUGGGGCCCGCUGCCCUCGCCGACUGCGCUAUAUGCCUAGAGGGAUUCCGGGACAGCGAGACGUGCCGGGUUCUCCCCGAUUGCAGUCACGUUUUCCACGUGUGCUGUGUCGACGAGUGGCUGGUGAAAGUGCCCGCCUGCCCAAUUUGCCGCUCAGCCGUCACCGGGGUGGUCAGAUCGGGGUGGGAGAUUCAGAAUACAGAGGAGGGUGUCAGCGUUCGAUCCGUCUGAUUGGGUUGGUGGGUGUUGUCAAAAGGAGAGAGGCCAUUUUCCUUGAAUUCUCUGUAAGUAAUGCUUUUUUGGUGGCUUUGAAAUUUCAGUGACAUGUACAUACGGAAUUCGGUAUCUUUUUUUAUUUUUAAAAUUCGGUAUACAAUAGAAUUUGUUGAUUACAGCGAGUAUAUGCACCCAAGUCGUUUGUGUAUAUGAGGUGAAUAUUCAUGAGCUGAAAGAAAUCUUGGAAAUUUUGAUAGCACCAUACAAAGAAUGUUGAAUUCAAUUUAGGCUGUGUUUGGAUGAAAAAAUGGAUUGAAUUGCGAACAUUCUGUUUAACUCAAGUGGAAAUGACAAAAAUUAACGACGUUCCUAAAAUUCAUAAUGAAAUUGUUGUUUGUUUUCUUUCGAAUCCAACUUGAAAGUAAUCUGAUUAAUGAUGUGAUGUAUGGUAGGGAAUGGCAUGUUGGCUAUCUCUCCCUAGACUAAUAAUCACAGUUAAAUUCAAUUGUGCAUCCAAAUGCGCCAUUAAUGGGCUUUUUCUUUUUCAAAAAAUUGGGGCUGUGAAUCUUCUUACUGCUCCUACCAUGGCCUACUAAGAUAGUUGAUGGCAUAAGGCCUUGGCUGCAUUUGGAGCUCAGCGACGGUGUAAAAGCUACUGCUGACAUGCAGUGGUUGCCCCUCAUAUCGAGUAAGAUCCGCUUCUCUCAUGUUCUACAGUGAAGAGACAAUUACAAAGAUUGAUAAUAAGAUCUUCAAGAAAAGGGUGGAAGUGGGCGUGAAAAGAUGGAUGAGCCGGGGGCGUUUAUUGACGGUCCAUCAAGUCAUAUCUGGGGUCGUUCUCUCCCCCAUGGUUUUCGUAUUAUCGACACCCAACCUGAGCUUUCUCCCUCCCCCAUUCUUCCAUAAAAUGAUAGUAUUGUGUGCAUAUUGAAGUCCACAUGUGAGUUCUUUCCAUUAAAACAUCAAGGAACUCAUGUCUUGUGUGGUCUGGAAGGGAAGUAUCGAAAGUAACUUAGAGCUUGGCGAGGCCAUUAUGCAUCUCCAACCACUGCUAGAAGUGCCAAUCUGGGACAUUUGUUGGGAGUGAACAAGGUCUUUCAAUUCAUUAGGUGGGUCACAUAGGUACAAAAACAAUGGACAGUUUAACAAAGAAUUACCAAAGUUUCAUAGACAAUAUACACGCAUGGCCUUCUUGAUUAGUGGACCUCGGUGCCAGGUGAUUUACAUGGUGGUACCACCCAGUGCUCGGAUGUCCCAAAAAAGUGCUGGGUUGGUGCAUGUGGCCUAUUGCAGCUCUCUAGAAUUAGAUCCUUAUUAUUAUGGCUAGGUUGGCAUGUGACCUCUUGCAGCUCUCAAGAAUUCAACCAUUAUUAUGGUACCAAAAACAUAAGGAUCCCAUUUGCUGAAUUUUUGUUUGUGGCAUUGUAUGCUCUGUGUAGAUAACAUGAUCAAGGAGUAUGGUUUUGGGAGCUAGCUAGUUGGCAUUAAAAAGUGAGUCAUGGCCUCUGAAAUACUGGGAAUCAAGGUUUUAAAACUUGGUUUUAGAGUGUCUUUUCCCAGUAUCGGAUCUAGUCAUAUUGCUACACACACACGCACGCACAUAUGAUGAGUUGCAUCACCGAUACUGAUAAGAUCCGUUUGAUGCAAUACUAGUUGCUGACGAUAUGAAAAGUAUUUAAAAAAUGAGAAAACUCUACAAGAAAGAAAGAAAGAAAGAAAGAAAAAAAAAGCACAAAUGAGUCUGACUGUGUCUGUUUCGACCCUGGCUUGGUGCAAAUCAGGUCGACUCCUUCCCAUUCAGAAAAAGUCAGGACCUAGUCGCCUGAUUUCAACCUUAUCUGAACCAGACAGGUUUCCACCAUAAUCGAUAAGACGCAGGUGAUUCUCAGUUGCAUUAGAUGAUUGUUCAAAGCCAUGCUUGUAAUUGCCUACUAAGACUGAUUGUUUGAUUGGAUUAUAAUCAUGUCUCUCAGAGGAUGGAAAUGGAAAUGACUUCUUUUAUCAUCAUCAUUGUAAACAACCUUAUUCCAGGCAAUGGACCGGAAGUUAUAGGCGGGGCGUCCUGAAGUAGUCUACAACAUCCGCCAGAGAAGGAAAGGAUGCUCAUCUAAUUCCAACUAGAGAAUGCUAGUAUGAUACCUGUCCAUAGAGCAGCUCCAUCCUCCACCACAAUGUGACAAACAUGUUAGGCAAUCAGGAUAGUUGGUCUUGGUGGGCCACUAUGCAGACAGGCUAUGAAAGAUGGACGGUACUAUAUGCGUUGUGUUCUGCAAGAAAACAUAUCCGCAUCUGUGAUCCACACCGUUGAAUAGCGAGGACAUCACUAGAUGAGGCCAUACAUAUAGCAAUGUGAUAGUGUGAAAUUGACGAAAUGAAAGGUCACAAUUUUCAGGUUAUAA
Messenger RNA from Magnolia sinica, 3139 nucleotides. RefSeq names its product RING-H2 finger protein ATL56-like. The transcript has 2 exons. The record is from RefSeq and is a predicted model, not a curated record. Lineage: Eukaryota; Viridiplantae; Streptophyta; Magnoliopsida; Magnoliales; Magnoliaceae. Bases 84 to 755 code for a protein of 223 amino acids.